AUGCCUCGACCUUGGGAGAUCUGGACAGGAAAAUGCAUACCCAUGGUCCCUUUCUGGAUCACCACAACAGCCAUCGACAUCACCAUAGACCUAACCCUGCUCAUCCUCUCAACCCACAUGAUCUGGCUCAAACCCCUCACAACCCACCAAAAAACCACCGCCACAGCAAUCCUCUCCCUCCGAGUACUACUCAUCCUCUCCUCCGCCAUCCGCCUCGCCUACCUCAGCCCCUUCUUCUCCCCCACAGACCCAACCCUAACAUCCACCCCCUACACAAUCCUCUCCCAAAUCCAAUCCACGCUCUCCAUCCUGCUCUCCUGCGCCCUAAUUCUUCCGCCCCUCACCGGCCUCACCACGUCCUCGCCGCCCCACCAUCGGCACGCCAAACACUGGUCCGGCUCGACCAUCGGCACGCCGUACGAAGCCUACCAACCGGCGGACCCGUUUAGUUCGCGGACGUGUAUUGUUGCGCAGGCGCCGGCGCAUGUUCCCACGAGGGCGCACGACGAGGACUUCAUUUUGCCGGAGCGAGUCAGAGUGCCGCCGCGCAGGCCGGAGCCGCCGUGUGAGCGGGACAGACCGGAUCUGAGCAUGUUUAGGAAGACGACGGUGCUCAGGGAGUGUCGGUCGAUGCCGAGUGUGGGGAAGGGCAUGGUUUGA
Parastagonospora nodorum SN15 is the source of this 660-nucleotide messenger RNA. RefSeq lists its product as hypothetical. The coding region runs from base 1 to 660 and encodes 219 amino acids. The transcript is spliced from 3 exons. Lineage: Eukaryota; Fungi; Ascomycota; Dothideomycetes; Pleosporales; Phaeosphaeriaceae. The record is from RefSeq and is a predicted model, not a curated record.